AAUAACUAAAACAUUUUGAUUAGUGGUUUGGUUUUCAGAACUUGGUUUUACUCAAGAAAUAAAAAUCUUGGGCUCACUUCUAUUCCAUGGCGCUGUUGUGACAGAAAACUUGCUAACACUGAAUCAUGUUCUUCCUUUCACUUCAUCCUCAUCUAUCUCUCAACUCAUCAACGCAUUCAUACUCUUACACUUGCAUUUCCUCUUCAUUCAACAACAACAAUCAGAAUCAGCAUCACCAUCCCAAUUCCAUUCCAAUACCCAAAGACCCCAACAAUUCUCAUUAUGAUGCUUCCUCCAUCACCAUCAAAGUCAAAGCUCCAACACCUCCAUGGAUGAAGGGUCCCCUUCUUCUCCAACCUCACGACGUCCUUGACCUCUCUAAGCCCAAAAACAAGAGGCUCAGCAAGCGCCACAUGGAUAAAGAAGAAGAAGAAUCUGAGCGUGUUGAUAAGGCCCUCCAUGGGAAAGAGGUCAGAGGGAAGAAGGUCAUGAAGAGAAUCGCCAGAAGGAUUGAGAGACUUCGGAGAAAUCGUAAUUCAGCUGAGACCCAAUUGAGUUCUUCUGCAAAAGAAGAAAGCUUUGGAGGGUAUUUGGAGAAAUUGGAGGAGAAUGUUAUGGUUAGGAGCAAGGAGAGAAUGCCUUGGGAGAGGAAUGUUUCUGUGAUGGAUUCUUCAGCAAAAGAUAAAAACUUUGAUGGGUAUUAUGGUAAAUUGGAGGAGAAUGGUGAUGAUGAUGAGGAGCAGGUUAGGAGGAGUAAGAGGAGAAUGCCAUGGGAGAAGGAUGAGAAGAGUGUUUUGUUUGCGAGGUUGAAGAAGGAAAAGCCCGUGACUGCUGCUGAUUUGACUCUUGAUGAAGUGCUUCUUAAGAGGCUUAGGAGUGAGGCUGCAAAGAUGAGAAUUUGGGUGAAGGUUAAGAAACUUGGUGUUACACAAGACGUUGUGGAUGAAAUCAAAAGGACUUGGAGGAACAAUGAGCUUGCCAUGCUUAAAUUUGACAUCCCCUUAUGCAAGAAUAUGGAUAGAGCUCGAGAAAUUGUUGAGAUGAAGACUGGUGGUUUGGUUGUUUGGAGUAGGAAGGAUACUCAUGUUGUAUACCGAGGAUGCAAUUAUCAGUUGACUUCUAGAAGUUCUCCAAAGGUUUAUCCUCGCUAUAUUCAUGGACAAACUAAAAGUCCUUAUGUAACGAACAUGGUGGAGUCAGUUAAAUCCAACAAUACUAGUGACAUGCCAAGCCGGAAUGGUAACAAUAAUGCUUCCACAUCAACUUGCAUUCAAGAAGUGCAUUGCAGUGGAUCAUUGUAUGAGAGGGAGACUGAUAGAUUAUUGGAUGACUUAGGACCUCGGUUCGUUGAUUGGUGGUAUCCCAAGCCACUUCCAAUAGAUGCUGAUCUACUUCCAGAAGUGGUUCCUGGAUUUAAGCCUCCAUUUAGGCUGUGUCCACCUUAUUCAAGUGCAAAAAUUACUGAUUAUGAGUUAACAUUCUUCAGGAAGCUUGCUAAACCUUUGCCAGUCCAUUUUGUCCUUGGAAGGAACAGAAGACUUCAAGGCUUAGCUGCUGCUAUCCUAAAGUUGUGGGAGAAGAGUCUUAUUGCAAAAAUUGCUAUCAAGUUUGGAGUUCCAAAUACCGACAAUGAAUUGAUGGCCAAUGAACUAAAGCUUCUAACCGGGGGAGUUACAUUGCUGCGUAACAAGUAUUACAUAAUUCUCUACAGGGGAAACGAUUUCCUUCCUAGCAAUGUUGCAUCUUUGGUGGAAGAGAGAGAAUUGGAACUUAAAAGUUGCCAACUUUCUGAAGAAGUUGCACGGAUGAGAGCAAAUGAAGCCGUUUCUUCUAGUGAUUAUGCACAACAAGAAACAAGUACAAGUGGAACUUUAACAGAAUUUGAGGAAAUCCAAACGAAGCUUGAGGAUGUAAAAAAUGGCAAUGCAGAUUUAAAUAUUCAACUGGAAGCAGAAAUAUAUAGAUUGGAGAGGCAAUUGAAAGAGCAACAGCGCAAAGCUUUAAUUAUUAGCAAGAAAACAGAGAGAUCGACAGAGGAACUAGCAAAGUUAGAUGCUGCAUGGACUCCUGCAGAGAAGGAUGCAGACGUAGAAAUCAUGACUGAUGAGGAGAGACAAUGUUUCCGAAAGAUAGGAUUGAAGAUGAGUGGUUUAUUAGUGCUUGGUAGGCGUGGAAUCUUUGAUGGUGUAUUGGAAGGCCUACACCAGCACUGGAAACACAGAGAAGUUGUAAAGGUCAUCACAAAGCAGAGACUAAUCAGUCGGGUCAUAUACACUGCGAAAAUGCUGGAGACUGAGAGUGGUGGAAUCUUGGUUUCAGUUGACAAACUCAAAGAGGGGCAUGCAAUCAUUAUCUACCGUGGUAAAAACUAUAAAAGGCCUUCAGAAAAGGUAGCAAAAAAUCUCCUAACCAAAAGAAAAGCAUUGCUAAGAUCUCUUGAAAUGCAGAGACUCGGAUCACUGAAGUUUUUUGCUCAUCAGAAACAGCAGACUAUCUCCGAUUUGAAGCUAAAAUUGGGUGAACUGCAGCAGAAAAAGGAAGCCAAGCAGCGCAAAACUGACAAUUAAUGCGUGCAUAUCUAUGCUGCCAGAGUUUACAUUGAUAACUGGUGUAGAAUGUAUUUCAUUGUUUUAAACUUAUUCUUUUAUUUUCUGCAUAUGUCUAGGCUGUUAAGAUAUUGAGGACUGAUUAUAAACCCUCGGAUUUGAAUAUCCUCUAUGCUGAUUGCUGAAUGAUCCUCAAAUCAUAUAGCUCUCUUAGUUGAAGUUUCGCUGCAUGAAAAAUAGAUCAUGGAAAAAGGAAGCAAAGACUUUCUUUACAACAAA
Molecule: messenger RNA, 2825 nt
Organism: Arachis duranensis
Lineage: Eukaryota; Viridiplantae; Streptophyta; Magnoliopsida; Fabales; Fabaceae
Product: chloroplastic group IIA intron splicing facilitator CRS1, chloroplastic
Exons: 8
Coding region: 126-2567 (813 amino acids)
Biological process (GO): RNA splicing, via transesterification reactions
Molecular function (GO): mRNA binding
Source: RefSeq, a predicted model, not a curated record